GACAGGAACAGCAAAGUGAUGGAGCAAAGCCUUCUGAGGAAGCAGAAACUAUUAAGAAGAGUACAGCCCUGGAAGUGUUGGAAAAAGAACAGACUCAAGGAUUCAUUGUCACCUUUUGCUCUGCAUUGGACGAUAUCCUUGGUGGGGGUGUGCAACUCACCAAAAUUACAGAGAUCUGCGGAGUGCCAGGUGUUGGAAAAACACAAUUGUGCAUGCAGCUAGUCGUGGAUGUGCAGAUUCCAGAAUGCUUUGGUGGACUUGCUGCAGAAGCUAUAUUCAUAGAUACCGAGGGGAGCUUUAUGGUUGAUCGGGUUGUGGAUAUAGUAGACGCCUGUAUUCAUCACUGUCAGCUUAUUGCUGAAGUGCACCCAGAAGAAGAUCAUCAAAUAGCCCUGGAGACUUUCUCUCUUGAAAAUAUUCUUUCACAUAUCUAUUACUUCCGUUGCCAUGACUAUAUGGAACUGCUGGCACAGGUUUACCUCCUCCCAGAUUUUCUCACUGGACACCCAAAGGUAGUGUUGACCAAUCAGAUGACCACACGCUUUGAACAGAAUCAUUCCUCUUUGGUACCUGCCUUAGGGGAAAGCUGGGGUCACGCAGCUACCAUACGUUUAAUUUUGCACUGGAAUAACAAGCAGAGGUUGGCCACAUUGUACAAGUCUCCAAGUCAAAAGGAGUCGACCGUACCCUUUUGCAUUACAUCUCAUGGAUUCAGAGAUGUUCAGCACUCAGAUUCAGAUCUGAUCCCAGCAGAAAACGAAGCAAAUCCUCGUAAAAGGCCACGAACAGACCAGGUAGAAGAACAGUGAAUCAGAAAAAAUAAAUUUCAAGUAUGCUUCCUUUUUAAAAUGAUAGUAUUACAAGAUGGAUAUGCAGGUACCUCAGAGAGUAGCAUGAAUAAAAAGUGUGAAUUC
Molecule: messenger RNA, 914 nt
Organism: Pseudonaja textilis
Lineage: Eukaryota; Metazoa; Chordata; Lepidosauria; Squamata; Elapidae
Source: RefSeq, a predicted model, not a curated record